Messenger RNA from Heterotrigona itama, 6236 nucleotides. The record is from the annotation of a GenBank genome assembly. NCBI's taxonomy places the organism in Eukaryota, Metazoa, Arthropoda, Insecta, Hymenoptera, Apidae.
AUUUUUGAACAUUAAGCUUAAAAUAAAUAAAAUGUUACAUUUCGCAAACGUCUUUCAAAUACUUCCUUGCUGUUAAAAUAUAAUUUAACGUUGAAAUUUUAGUAUAAUUAUUAAACUAUUUCAAACAAGAAUACAUAAACUAAUUCAAACAAGAAUAUGAGAAUAUCAUUCUUGUAUUAUAUUAAUACAAUUAUUAAGGAUCAAGGGAUAAAGAAGUAAAAAUACAUCAUCUUCGACAAACGAUAAAUAAUAAUACUUAAAACUCAGAAAAGUACUUUUAUAAAAUAAAAUAAAGAUAUUUUUGAGUGACAAUCGAUGAAAUAAUAAUGUAAUUAAACCUAUGUAUUUCAAAUAUUGGUUUUUAAUACGUCAUAAUUGUCAAUAAAAAUAGUAAUUAGAAAGAACGGAAUAAAAAAAGGAGAAAAGUACAAUGUCUAAGAAGAUAUAAUUAACCGGAAAAAAACUCAUAAUACGAUCGAGUAGUAUAUACAAUACGUGUACGUAUGAAAAUGAAAAUUUAAAUAAUGAAAUGUCAUUGAUGUCAAAAUUGAUGCGUAUCGAUUAUUGAACUUUGGUUAAAUACUGUUCAUUCUUUUGAUAAGAUAUUAGAAUAACGCGUUAAAUAAAGUUAUCUGAAUAUUACAAAUAUUGCAUAUUUAAAAUGGAACAACGUUCAGAAUUUGUGGAUUUACUGUUUGCAAGACGUAAAGAUUAUGAUAUUUUGUGGGUUUCUCGGUCAAUGGAUUCAUUAUCACCACAUAAACUUCCACUGGAAUCUAAAUAUUCUAGAAAUGAAAUGAUUCAGGCAGUUUUAAACGAUGAAAAAGUUAAAUUAGCAAUUAUUUCUUUGGCUGCAAUGCGCCAAAUGGAUGUCAAAAAAGUUAUUAAAGAGGCUUAUGAUAUAAUAAAUGAAAUGGCUAGCAAAGCAGAUUUACUUACUGUUCGUUUCAUGGGUUUAAUUAUUACAAAAGUUCUUAAAAGAAUUUUUGUGAGCAUUUAUGUUAACGAAAAAGCAAUAUACAAGAUGAAAAAGGAGAUGCAAAUUUCUCAGAUACAAUAUGUUUAUGCACCUUCGCACAGAAGUUACUUAGAUUUUGUAGUGUUAUCAUAUGUCUUAUUUUCCUAUGACAUGGCACUUCCAAAUAUUGCUAGUGGAAUGGAUUUUUAUCACAUGUAUAUAAUAGGAGAAUUGUUCAGAAAAUCAGGAUCCUUUUAUAUGCGGCGCAGUUUUUCUAACGAUCCAUUGUACAAAAAAAUAUUUAAUGCAUAUGUAAUGUCUUUAGUAAAACAUAGUGAUAGAGCAAUUGAAUUUUUCAUUGAGGGCACUCGAAGUAGAAGUUUAAAGAGCAUAGUACCAAAGUUUGGUCUUUUGUCAACUAUUUUGGAAAGUUUAUUAGAAGGCAGUGUACCUGAUAUAUAUUUUAUACCUAUUAGUAUUAACUAUGAACGACCACCAGAAGAAUUGUUAUUUGCAUAUGAACUUUUAGGGGUGCCAAAACCAAAAGAAUCUACCGUUGGUUUACUUCAGUCUCUAUCUAUUUUACAGAAGUCAUAUGCCUAUGGAUCUAUUGUUUUUAAUGUUGGUGAACCUAUUUCUGCAUGCCAAUUUUUAAGUAUGGAACAUCGCAAAGAAAAAGUAUUAUCACCUUAUGCAAAAUUACCAACAUCCGUUGUUAAAAAUCUAGCUUAUUGCAUAAUAGAUUCACAUAAAAAAAAUACGAUACUUAUGCCUUUUAAUUUAAUUGCUUUAUUAUUUAAUGAAAAAAGUCAGAUGCAUUCAGGCAAUCCAUAUACAUUAGACGAAUUAGUCAGUGAUUAUUUAUGGUGUAAAAGGCUUUUAGAAGUAUUUAAUGCCACAGUAUAUGUAGGAAGGUCAUUUGAUACAAAUGAUCAAAAUACAGGCAAUGUAAAACAAGAAAUAUUAAAUAGUUUAAAAUCUCACGAAGAGUUACUCAUAAUUGAUACAUCAAACAUUUUGAAACUCAAAGAGAGACAUAUAAUAACAAAACUGAAAAACAGUACCCGUAUUAAAGGUCAUACCUUAUCAGAAAAAACUAUGAGAAUAGCUGUACCUGCCAUUAAUAUUUCAAUUUAUCUAAAUCCAACUUUAUCUUUUUUAAUAAAACCAGCUAUUGUUACUGUUGCAAUAGGAAUAGAAGGAAAUAAGCUCGGAAACGUAUUUAAACGAUAUGUAUUAUUAAGAAAGCUAUUGACCACAGAAUUUGCAAUGCCUUUAAUAGAAGAUGAAUCUGUGAUAAAAUCUGAAUGGGAAGAAACAUUAAAUUUAUUAUUAAGACAAAGCUAUAUAAGUAUUCAGAAUAAUACAUAUAUACAAAGAAAAGAUACUAAAGUAUGCUCCCUUCUCUAUAAUGUAAUAUUACCAUUUAUAGAUACAAUAUAUAUUACAUGUCUUGUUCUGUUUGAGUGGGAUGAAUCAAAAUCAACUCAUAUAACGAUACAAGAAGUAUCGAUCGAAGCACAGAAACAGAUAGAAAAAGCAUUUCUCGAACAACACCAAUGGGGACAACAUCCUUAUUCCUUAUCAAUCGAUUUAAUUAACACAACAAUAUGUAAUCUUGUAACACAAGGUAUUCUGAUACCACAUGAAAACCGAAAUUUAUAUCUAGUAAACAAAAUCGAAAUAAUACAGAUUCUUGCACAACUGCAAAAUCUUUCGCUAAAACGACCAUUAGGUUCAUAUCUUAAUGCAAUAUUACUUCCUCUAUUACCACCACCUGUGUCUGCUAAGUUGUAAAAACAGGAUACAUGGAAUAAAAUUGAGGAGGUAUGUAUUAAAGCAACUUAAGUUACAUAAGGAAAUGACUCAGUUAUGAAGAUUUCAAUAUAUAAUUAAUGCUAUAGAUAUUUGUUUAAUUGUUGCGAACUUGCCUUUUAUAUUAAAAUUUAGAAGAAAAAUUAUGUAAAUUUUUAAGAAUCAUACUCGCAUCGUCAUUAAAUUUAUCUAUUGAUUUUUUUCUUCUGCCAAGAAAUAAGGUAGUUGUAGUGGUUGGUACAGAAUUAUUCAUAUUUCUGAAUAAAAGCUAAAGAAAAUUAUUAUAUGAAUUAUUACAUAAAUUCAUAUCAUUAAUUGUCAUAAUAGAUAUUAUAGAUAAAUAAUUACCAUAACUAAUCUAAUCAGAUACACAGCAAAUGUAAGAAAUGAAAUAGCCAUAAGUGCACCUUCUAUGGAGGGAAAUCCAGCCGCAUGUUCAUGAUCAUAACUAUGAUCGUAAUGUUCAGUACCUCUUUUUUUGCGAGCAUUUGUUAUACUUUCUGCAAGUUGAAAUUCUGAAAACAUUAUUAAAGAUAUUUGAUUAUUAUAAUUGAUUAUUGUCAUAUGCAUCAAUUAUUUUUUUGGUAUCAGUUAUUUUUAUUAUUGUUCUUAUUGUUAUUAUUAUUUGUUGUUACCUAUCUCAGUCAUUAAUGUAUUUUCAAAUGUCUUCAAAAAAUGAAUUUUUCCAUCAAUCGAUGUAGGUUGAGAUUUCAAAAUAAAAUGAACACUUUUAAGUAUAUCCACUGGAAGAUAAUCCAAAAGUCUUGCAUUCUUUGAAGUAAAAGAUUCAUUCAGGUAUUGUUUAUUUCCUUUCUCUUCCUAAAUGACAAAAAUGAAACAUUCAGUUGCUAAUUGUUUUUCAAAAUGAAGUAAUAUUUAAAAAAUUUUUAAUGCAAUAACAUAAUUACCUUCAUUAUUAAGGGAAUUGUUUCAUUGCAUUCUUUUGUAUCAAACACAUUUUCCUGAUCUUCUUUGAUAUUCUUUUUCAUACUAUGAAAAUUGUAUUCUUCAGUUUCAUUAACUGUUAUUUGUUCUAUUUCUGCACUCUUAUAAGUAAUAUUCUGAUACAUGUAAGAAAACUGAUUUCCCAUAUUUCUUUGAGCAAAUUUGUAAAAACGAUCUUGUUUUGUAGUAGGUAUUCUUUGAAUAAAAAAAUAUAAAAUAUCCGAAAAAAUAUUGAUAUAAAAUUAACAUUAAUUUUAUUGUUAUUUAAUAUGAUUUUAUACAUACCUAUAUAUUUUUUUUUCAUUAGAAAAUUGAGGUAUAUCAAUCCAUUCUGCCAAACUAUUAUUCAAUAAUAUCUUGAAUAUUAAUAAACUAGUUAUGAGCAUUGUAAUUAAUUAAACUAUGUAGUUUUUAUAAUAAUGUAAAUAUAUAUAUAUUUAAUAAUAUUAUACAAUAACAAUUCAUUUAUUCCAUAUAUUUGCAUUCACUAAAUAAAAUAAACACAAGUAGAUGUAUUGCUUCUUUAAGUUAUAAAGAACUAACUGAAGAUAGUAUGACAGGAUCAGGAUGUCAUUAUUUCAAGCAGAAGUUCUGUUAGAUUUAACGAGGACAAAGAUUAAAUUUACAACGCAACGACAUAAAUUUUUCUAAAUACUCCAAUAUAUAUUUGUACAUAGAAUUUUUAUUAAAAAAUUAUUGUUCGAAGAAAAAAUAUAUAGAAAGUAUUAAAAAAGUCUAUUAGAAUUAAUAAUUUAUUUAUUCGUAUUAUCAUAAUAAGUACAAUAAUAUUUAACAUUUUAUAAUUUCUUAUGAAAAUUUGUUAAUUUUACUUAAAAUCUAUUAAUUAUAAUGUUAUUAUUUUUUAAUUAUAAUGUUAUUAUAAUUAAUAUUAAUUAUAAUGUUAUUAUCUUUUAAGUACUUUUGUUUAUUAAUUAUAUAAUUGUAAAUAUUAUAAACUUAAAUUCAACAAAGUACAAAUUGUUAAUUCUUAUAAAAUUUAACGUUUUUACAAAAAUUUAAAAAUGUUCUUUAAAUCAUAAAAAGUUUCAAAUAUGUACAAUUAAUUUAGAAACAUAUUACAAAUACAUAAUACAACGUAUAAAAGAAUUACUAAUUUUGCAAAUCAUAUAGAGAUUAUUUUAGAUAACAAUAUCUAUCGAUAUUGCACAAAUCUCCCCAUAUAUAAUUAAAACGUAUAAUAUGUACAAUUGAAAAUAUUUCUGGAGAAUUUUUUAUAAAAUUAUAACAACUAUUAUGUUUAUAUUUAAAUUUAAAUUCACUAUUUCAUUAACUAUCUAAAUACAAUAUUUUAGUACAAUUAUAACGUAUGUUCCAUAAUAAAAAUAUAAACAAAGCAAUAAGUAUUCAUUUUGUAAUUAAAGUAUUUUUGGAAACAAAUUUUCAAAAAUAUAGGCCAUGUAUCAUGUAUAACAACAUACUUGAUGUUAUAUUAAUUAAACAUAAUAAAUAUAACUUGAUGUAUAAAAUAAUUAAGUAUUUUAUGAAUAAAUGAGAUUCUGUUAAUUAAUCAAGUAAUAUAUGAUUGAAAUAAUAUUUGUAUUUGUAUAUCAUGCCCUUCUAACGUAAAAGUAAUGUAAAAAAUGAUCCAUUUUGAAAUAUAAUAUUCUAUUUAAAAUAUUAUUACAACGAGUAAAAUAUUCAGACAAAUCCCAAAUAUUACUAUCCAAAAGCAACUCAGUCUUUAUGAAAUAUUUGAUCAACACGCAAGGAAUUAUAUUUGUUCAUAUUUAAUUUCUGAAUUUAAAGAAAAUGAUUUCUUUCCUGAUUCCUCAUCAUGUUUCUUUUAUUACUACAUUUUUAUUAAUUUCAAUGAUUGCAAAAAUAUUAUAAUAAAAAAAAAGUAUUGCGCUAGAGUAAUAUAACGAAAUAUAAAGUUUUUUAAGACUUUAAUAUAUCAUUACAAAAUGAAUAUUUUAAGUUUCUUAUAAAUUCAUCUAUUUAAGUCAAUUAAUUUCUAAAUAUUGUAAAUUUUUCCUAGUAACUAUAUAUGUAAUCAAAAAAAGAAAAGUAAACACAAUACGUAAAAUUAAAAAAUAUAUAUAAUUUAAAUCUUUUUCUAUUUGGAAAAUACAUUUCUAAUGUAUUUUGCUUUUAAUAAAAUAAUGAGAAAUAAUUUUAUAGAUUAAUAAAAUAAAAUAACAAAUUUACUAAAACGUAAAAUUAAUCAUUUUGUCUAUUAUAUGCUAAUUAUCAAAUAGUUCCAAAAAAUUUUGUUCACUAUUUUCUAGUACGAAAUUUAUCACAAUAAUAAUUAUAAUUAUAAUAUUAUAUAGAAAAUGCUUGAGAAUAUAUAUGAUAAUUUUCUUGGAAUGUACUUAUUUUCAAAUCUUCCCUUGUCUUUAUAAAUGCUUUAUUACGAUGUAUAAGAUCAAAAAUUUAAGAAGACUGCUUUUUCAAUAAUCUUAUCUUUUAUCACAUAAGAAUCAAUAAUUUAAAGUAUACACUUUAUGCAUGUCUUUUUAUUUUUAGUUUUAUCUUUAGUUUUAGUUUGUAUUAA